CCCCCACCAACACACAGAGAUGCACCCCAAAUUGCUGCAAUCGGAAGCAUUGAAGCUAGGAACAUUUUCGCUCUCUGAACGGUUUCUUCUCAUAUAAAUUGCCUUUUGGGUCUUUUCUUUGAUAGAAGAAAGAGAGCUUUAAGCUCUGUUUGAUCCUUGUCAAUUUUGUAUUUUUUUUUAUUUCUUCCUUGAAUUUGGUCAAUACUCCUUUGGAAUCUGAGAUAUGGAGAGAGACUUCAUGGGUUUGAAUUCUAAGGAUUCAGAUGUUGUAGUUAAGGAAGAAAUUGUUGAAGACGGCAACGAUAAUGCAAGUACCAAGACUUUAGGAGUUCCUUGGCCAUUCCCGUACAUGGUGUCUACUCUCCCUCAUUUUAUGUUCUUGAAAUCUAAGCAUGAUGAAAAACUGCCAAAACUCAAGUCUGAUCCUCUUGCACCUUCUGGAUAUACAGCUAAAUCUGCUGCAGACAUAUUUGAUGUCAGCCACAACCAACUAUCAAGAAAUAUCCAGCAGAGUGAAUUCUCGGUGAAUGCUGCCCAUGAUGUGAACUUGCAUCAGUUUUCCGCGUUGAAACCUUUUUGCAAAACUCAUUUUACGUCUGUUGGUCAGAAUUAUUUGGAUGCUACCUCGACGCAGCGAUUUCUUGGUGGAGUUCCUCUCUUAUCGCCUCAUUCUAUUCGUCCUACUGUUUUGGCGACUGGGACAACUGAACAAUGGGUUGAUUCCAAGACUUCUGAUGCUCCUGCCCAGUUGACCAUCUUUUAUGCUGGAACGGUGAAUGUCUUUGAUGGUAUCCCCCCUGAGAAGGCUCAGGCUAUAAUGCUUCUGGCUGGAAAUGGGGGAUUUGCUCAACCAAAACUUCAUCUUCAAGCACCUAACUUUCAGCCCGCAACUGCAAAUAGGGAAUUGAUCAACCAAACAAUAAGUAAACCAUCUAGCUUGGGUGUCUCGAGCCCUAUGUCUGUUUCCUCUUACCCUAUUGAUCAGUCUGGGGGUGUGUCUGCUAACAAGAAUAAUAUCGAGGUAUCUAACACCGUUGGCAUCUUAACCACUCUUGAUGGCAAAGUGGACACUCCAAGAAUGGUUCCAUCACUAGGAUCUGUUUCUGCAUUUGCCACGAUAUCAUCAGCUGUUCCGCAGGCACGCAAAGCAUCCCUGGCUCGAUUUUUGGAGAAACGUAGGGAGAGGGUCAUGAACUCAGCACCAUACAGCCUCAGUAAGAAUGCUGCUGAGGGUGGUAUCCUACAGUCCGAUGGUAUUUCUGGUGUGAGCUCUAGUUCUGUGUCUACCAGCGACAAUAUCUGAGAUCUCAAUUGGAGCCGUUAGCUAAACUAGUAAGCUUAUAGUUCUGUUGUCGCAAAAUAGUCUGUAAUAUAAUUGUUUAAUAUAUAAAUUCGAACAUUCGAACCAAGCUCUGCAGUGUUUUAACUUAAUAGAGUUUUCACAUAUGAGAAUUCUGAAUGCAACUACAGACUCUUUUUCAUUA
This is a messenger RNA of Olea europaea var. sylvestris, 1484 nucleotides long. RefSeq names its product protein TIFY 6B-like. The record is from RefSeq and is a predicted model, not a curated record. Gene Ontology annotation, biological process: response to wounding; regulation of jasmonic acid mediated signaling pathway; regulation of defense response. NCBI's taxonomy places the organism in Eukaryota, Viridiplantae, Streptophyta, Magnoliopsida, Lamiales, Oleaceae. The transcript is spliced from 7 exons. The coding region runs from base 224 to 1303 and encodes 359 amino acids. Gene Ontology annotation, cellular component: nucleus.